AUGAAUAUGGCACUAUACCAAAUUGGUGUGUGGUCGACAUUUCAGGUGAUGAAGAAAAUUAUACUAAAGAUAUGUCUCUUUCUAAAAUGUUAAAAUUAGAACUUGAAAAAGACUUACUACAUAAGCAUAAAAAUAAGAACUGCAAAGAUAAUUUGUUACAACUUGAUACGGACCAAAUACAUAAACAAUUAUUAUGGAUAGAACAUAAUUUUAAGGUGUGUCCACAAUUAAAAUUGAUUCAUUUAAUAUAUUUAACUAUAAAAAAUUCUGCUACAGAGAAUGUAACUUGUUAUGAUAUAGAACGUAAAAUCAGAUAUUGGUUUCCCUAUUAUUGUAAAAGAAAAUAUAUUAAAACCAUUUAUGAAACAUUAAGUUGUAUGCAAAAUAACUGUCAAAAAUAUUUUUAUCGUAAUUCAUCUCUAUUUAUGGUUGGCCAAGAUUAUAAUACAUCCUGGACUAUUAAUAGUAUCUAUAUAAGUACUUUGGAAGAAAGUUUGAUGAAAGUUAUUAAAAAUUAUGAGGAUGAAAUCAAAUCAGAAAUGGCACAUCCUGAUCAAUUAUCAAUGAUACUAAAUGGAUAUGGUGUACAUUACUUGGGAAGUACCUAG
Metopolophium dirhodum (rose-grain aphid) is the source of this 608-nucleotide messenger RNA. RefSeq lists its product as uncharacterized. Bases 72 to 608 code for a protein of 178 amino acids. The record is from RefSeq and is a predicted model, not a curated record. The transcript is spliced from 5 exons. NCBI's taxonomy places the organism in Eukaryota, Metazoa, Arthropoda, Insecta, Hemiptera, Aphididae.